Molecule: messenger RNA, 1083 nt
Organism: Thermothielavioides terrestris NRRL 8126
Lineage: Eukaryota; Fungi; Ascomycota; Sordariomycetes; Sordariales; Chaetomiaceae
Exons: 4
Source: RefSeq, a predicted model, not a curated record
UUCACCGCCCUCCUCAAUCGCACCCCGACGCACCUCGCCGAGCCGCAAUGGAUAUCGACCCCCUUCGAGUCGCACCCCAAGUCAGCGCUCGACCGCCUGCUCGACAUCGCCGUGUUGCUGCCGGCCCUCUUCCACCGAGCUGAUCGCAUCCUUCCCCAGCCGCACACCCUGACGCGGCGGCUGAUGGCGCAGGACCUGCUAAACAACUGUCUGGAGGUGGAGGGGGCGCUUGGGGCGUGGGCUGCCCAGUUUCAGGGGCUGUCUACCGCAUCAUCCGAAGCAGAGCAGCCAUCAUUCUGGGGCACCAACGCAACCCAAACCACCUCGACCACCUCGGACCCCGCUCUGGUCUUCCCAAACGCGGCUGGAGCAUCGUCCUUCAGCGACGCAUCAACAGCUCUCGCGCUGACUUACUACUGGACCACGCUCAUCCUCUUUUACCCUACCCUCUGGAGGCUCUAUGUCGCCGCCGUCCUCGACCCGGUCCCAGGAUUACCCCAACCCCAACUCUCACCGACCCCCAUCCCAAUAACAAUGCCAACCCCCAUCCCCAUGGCAGAACACUUCCAGCCCCACCCCCCACCGCCGCCGCCACCACCACCACCACCACCACCACCACCACCACGGCGCCUGCAAUCCCUCAACCCGCUGCGCUUCUCGCCCGCGAGGGUGCACGAGCUCGCGAGCCGGCAUGUCUGCCGCGCGCUCGAGUUCCUUCUGGACAGCACCAGCAGCAGCAGCAGCAGCAGCGGCCGAGGGGCGUGGUGUGCGCAGCCUGACCUGCUGUGGUAUCCGCUUGCUGUGGUGAGGCGUGUGUUUGGUUCGUAUGGGGACGAGGUGGCUAUGGGAGGAGGCGCUGGGACGGGGGUGGAGAUGGGCAUCGGGAUGGGCGGGAUGAGUGGUAUGCGUCAGGGGGAGGGAGGGGCGUUGGGGUAUGGAUACGCUGGAGGAGACGGGCAAGGCAUACACGGUGGGUUGGGGUUGGCGUGGUGCGACGGGUUCAGGGAGAGGGUCCUGGCGCGGGCGAGGGAGAUGCAGCAGGUUGUUCAGGGCAAGAAUUGGGUCGAGUUGGCAAAUUUCUGA